AUGCACAUCUCAAAGAAUAUACCCCGCCAUCAUGCCAUCUACGCCACACAGAGGCGUCAAGUGUCCGCCUUAUAUAUAACUGGUGACAAAGCUCGAGAGAAUUAUGUGACCAUACAACCAUACCUUGAUUUUAAAGGUACAUUUGAAAAUAUGGAACAAUUACAGCAUUCGAUAAAGAAAAGGAAUUUGGCAAUUGAUUUAAAUAAAGUCCAACAAAUGUUUGAAAAUUAUACAAAUAAAGCCAAGGAAAUAGAUAAGGUGGAACAAGAACGGGAACUAAUUGCCAAGCAGCUGAAAGAUAUGGGUAAAGUGAAAGAUAACAACAACACGGAGCUAAUGAAUCAAUUAAAAGACAAAGGCAAGGAGUUGAGAAAUAAACUGAAAUCCCUUAAAACCGAUUUCUAUCCCAUUGAAGAUGAAUUCUGCCAGGCGUUUCUACAUUUACCCAAUCUCUUGGAUCGACAGUGCCCCGAGGGUGAACAUGAAAGGAUUUUAUAUCGCAGUAAGUUAAAUGAUGACCAAUCCGCCACCACUCAAUCACAUUUGCAACAAAGCGAUCAAAUCAAUUUCAUUGAUAACUCACGGUAUUAUCUAAUGAAAGAGGCGGCGAAAUUCGAUUUAUAUUGUACCGAUGCUUUGGUAAAAUAUUUCCUGCAAAAAGAAAAAUUCAUACAAACCUGUAAUCCAGAUUUUGUACGGUGUGUCCUGCUGGAGGCAAAUGCUACACCAUUGGAUCUGUAUCACAAGGUGGAGGAACAACAUUUACAAAAUAAACUAAAUUCGGCAUAUCUUACGGGUGGUGGGGCAUUUGAAAGUUUCCUUGGGGCGGUAACAAAAUUAUGUGUCUAUCCUUCGGUUAUACCAUUGAGGUAUAUCUGUAGUGGUAGAUUAUAUGAAAAAUCAUGUGAAGCCGUGGAACAAUCACUCUAUACUGCCACCCAAACAAAUGCUGUCCAAACAUUUGUGGCCUGUGAAAAUGCCCAACAGAGUGAGGAACAUAUGGAUGCAAUUUUAAAUCGUUGUGUUGAUUUUUAUAAGACAUUUGAUAAUCUACAUUUUCGAGUGGUGUAUGCAAAGGCUGCUGAUUUAAUGCCUUCGGAAAGUUUGCGUGCCCAAAUUGAAGUCUAUUCACCCCAUCAAAAACGUUAUAUUUGUGUGGGCCGCUUAAGCAACUAUAGCGACUAUGUUAGUAAACGGAUAUUGUUUACAAUGCGCGAACAAAAGGAUUACAGAUUUCUGCAUUUAAUUGGUGGUCCAAUAUUGUAUACCACACGCCUUAUUGCCGCCCUUAUUGAGUGUCAACAGCCGUUGGAUUAUAAGAAGUUGAUGCAGAAUUUAAAAUUGAAAUCUGCAGGUGGAUCUGCCACCGACUCUAGUAAUAAAAUGUUUGAAGAAUUCCAAUCGUUGUUUAAAUAA
Messenger RNA from Musca vetustissima, 1416 nucleotides. RefSeq names its product serine--tRNA synthetase-like protein Slimp (gene Slimp). Gene Ontology annotation, molecular function: tRNA binding; serine-tRNA ligase activity; ATP binding. The transcript has a single exon. NCBI's taxonomy places the organism in Eukaryota, Metazoa, Arthropoda, Insecta, Diptera, Muscidae. Gene Ontology annotation, biological process: seryl-tRNA aminoacylation. The coding region runs from base 1 to 1416 and encodes 471 amino acids. Gene Ontology annotation, cellular component: mitochondrion. The record is from RefSeq and is a predicted model, not a curated record.